Molecule: messenger RNA, 789 nt
Organism: Naegleria lovaniensis
Lineage: Eukaryota; Heterolobosea; Eutetramitea; Acrasida; Naegleriidae
Exons: 1
Coding region: 1-789 (262 amino acids)
Source: RefSeq, a predicted model, not a curated record
AUGAAUAGCCACACCUAUGAACGUCCCGAAGCCCUUCUCUCCAAGGAUGAGACGAAUGGUAUCACAGCUCAACUUCCGUUUCGGAAGAGACUUCCCAGACACUUGAAUACACAAGCCUUCAAACAAAAUUAUUGUGAGAUGAAUGUCCAAUCAAACUCAAUGACAGUUCUGAGAGAACGAGUUCCUUCAUGUAACGAGAAUCAACCAAAACCUUCUUUUCUAUUGUAUCAACAACGUUUGAGAGCAUCGGAUCUAUCCAUCAAUAAUCCCAAAAAGAGAAAGAGCCUUGAAGGUUCAGAAGAUGAUGGAGUUGCAAUGAUCGGUGCAGGAGCAAGAGUACCUUCGAAUAUUACUCCAUCUUCCAAUCCCAUGAAAAAGUCCAAACGCUUGAGCAAGACGAGUUUUCCAAACAGCAACCUGCUCUCUUCUCAUCAUGAACAUUCUUUUCCAACUGUUUCUGCAGAUUCAUCUCGUUGUACAACAACAACCCUAACAGUGGACGAGCACAUUCAAAACACCAUGAUCGUUAUUGAUCAUGUAAGCAGUUGCAGGGAUUCCAAGACAAAACCAAUCCUCUCACCACCGCCCUUCAUGGCAAAUUUCUCAUGGAUGAACCAACCUUCCACUAAUGAUUCCAUUGAUCAUCCUCAAACGAGUGCAAUGAAAAACAUGAUUCUUAUCUCAAACCCGAAACCAAGCCACGUACCGAACUCAGCCUUCGAUCAGUGGAUGAUGAAUUUUUUAAUGUAUCUAUGCUCCAUCCAUGAGGAACCAUUCAAAAGGAAUUAG